Molecule: messenger RNA, 2316 nt
Organism: Diplodia corticola
Lineage: Eukaryota; Fungi; Ascomycota; Dothideomycetes; Botryosphaeriales; Botryosphaeriaceae
Product: cell wall anchored protein
Exons: 6
Coding region: 1-2316 (771 amino acids)
Molecular function (GO): protein binding
Source: RefSeq, a predicted model, not a curated record
AUGCUGCGGCGGACGUCCAUCUUCAUCGACGGCGGGGUGGAACUGUACCAGGAUAGCCACACGCGUUGGCUCGGGGCCAACCGCUACAUCUACGAGUUCGACAUGUCCCGGUCGUGGGACUCGUCGACCAACUUCACCGAGUCGCGCAUCGGGCGGUACUCUGCGUCGUCGAGCGCCAGCAACCCGCCCAACAUGGUGCGCGGCGGCCUCUUCGCCGCCAUGACGGUGACGAACCACCUCUUCACCUUCGGCGGCACCACCUUCCUCGCCAACGACUCGGACCCGGACUGGGCGCCGCCGAGCCGCGACCCCACCACGCUGUGGAGCUUCGACACGGAGCUGCGCAACUGGCAGAGCGUCGACGUCUCGGCCGCCGUGCCCUGGCGGCCCAACUGGGGCGCCCAGGCCGAGGACGUCGCCCACAGCGUCGGCUUCUUCCUCAACGGCAUCUUCGACCGCGGCAGCUCCUACGGCCUGUACUCGAGCGUCGAGUACACCGGGGGCCAGGUCACCAACGCCACCUUCGAUCAGAUCAGCUACCUGGGCGGCCUCGUCAUGAUCGAUCUGCAGACGAGGGAGACGCGGAACCUCUCCACCGCCGACUUGGGGCAGCCGAGGGUCGCGGGCGGGUUGGUGCAUGCGCCCGGUUUCGGGAAGACGGAGAAUGGGACGCUGGUGGCGUUUGGGGGGAUGAGAAGUUCGGGGAACGGGGGUGAUGAUGGCGAUACUUUUACGAAUGGGGAUCUGAUUGACUUCAGCACCGUCAGUCUCUGCGACAGUUUCUGGGAUGAGAACGUUACUUGGGUCAAUCAGACGACGACGGGAGAUAUUCCGCCACCACGAAUGGACUUUUGCACCUGUCCAGGCCAGAAAUCGCCGAGUGACAACUCGAGUUACAACUUCUACAUCCACGGCGGCAUCGACCCGUCCACUGGUAAGAUCUACGACGACGUCCAUGUGCUUUCCUUCCCAAGCUUCACCUGGACCCUCGUCUCCAACGGCUCGUCCACCAACACCUCCUCCCCCGGGUACUUUGGCCACACCUGCAACAGCGCCGGCAAGUACCAAAUGCUCGCGACAGGCGGCGCGCGCGACGCUUCCCUCCUUGGUGUCGAAACCACGGGCGACAUCCCAGACCUCAGCCAGACGACCUGCGACGACGGCGGGAUCGGCAACGGCGGCGCGGGGGUGCGGCUGUUCGACAUGAACGAGGGGACGUGGGGGACGUUUUACGAUGCGGACCAGGCCAAGAAUUUCCUGGUACCGACGGCGGUGGUAAAGAAGAUAGGCGGGAGCCCCACCGGCGCCGCAACCAUGACCACCCCAGCCCACGGCUUCGACUCCCCCGCCAUCUACACCAUGUUCCACCCGCCCCCACCCUCCGCCACCUCUUCCUCUUCCCCCUCCACCCACCACUCCUCCGCCUCCACCCUCUCCCCCGGCGCCAUCGCCGGCAUCGUCGUCGGCUCCCUCGCCGGCUCCUCCCUCCUCGCCGGCCUCGCCCUCUGGUUCUUCUGCUGCCGCGCGUCGCAGCGUCGCCAGCGCCGGCGCCAUCGCCGCGGCGACCUACAGCCCACCCGCGACAACAUGCCCGCCGACGCCGCCGGCGCCGCUCACCACCUCGACGAGAAGUCGCGACAGCCGAUGCUGCAGGAACAACAGCAGCAGCAGCAACAGGGGCAGAUGCGGCCCCCGCUCUCCGAACUGCCCAGCCACACGGCGGAGGUGUUUGAGAAGCCGGCGGACGAGUCGGGGUGGGCGGGUGACCCUGCGGCGACGGGCGGGUGGGGGUGGCAGGGCGGGGGGGACAAGAAGAUGGCGGGGGCGGCCGGGGCGGCGGAUGCGUCGUCGUCGCCGCCGCCGCCGCAGGAGUUGGAUGCGGUGGAGCCGGCGAGGCGGUUGGAGCUGGAUGCUGUGGGGGCGGAGGGGGAGGGGGAGGGGGAGGGGGAGGUGGAGGCGAGGAGGAGGAGGGAGUUGGAUGCGGUGAGGGAGGAGUGGAGGAGGAGGCAGGAGGAGGAGAGGGGGGAGGAGGGGGAGGGGGACAGGGAGGAGGGGGGCGGUGGGUUGAGUCCGGUGGAGGAGGCGGGGAGGCCGGGGAUGCGUCGGGAGUUUAGUAAUGAUAGCGGUGGUGGUCGUGGAGGAGGAGGUGACGAUGGUGGGGCACACAGCUCGGUUGGGGUCAGUCCGAUUGGUAGUGUGGAAAGGAGGCGAGGUAGGGGUUCUGGGGACUAUAGUGACUCUGCGAGUCAACGGCGGCAGCCAGGAGAGACGGUGCAGGUGGGGAGGAAAUCGGCGUUUGCGGAGGAUACGAGAUGA